Molecule: messenger RNA, 1612 nt
Organism: Malus domestica (apple)
Lineage: Eukaryota; Viridiplantae; Streptophyta; Magnoliopsida; Rosales; Rosaceae
Product: adenine nucleotide transporter BT1, chloroplastic/mitochondrial-like
Biological process (GO): transmembrane transport
Source: RefSeq, a predicted model, not a curated record
CCCCAAUUUCCCCAAGAGUCAAAUAUAAUUGGUUGUCCUAGUUUCGAAGUAUUGGCAAAUAAAACCUAUUCAUUUUAAGCCGACCCAACUCUUUUUUCUCCUCAAAGAUUGAUAUUUAUAUAGUUCCAAGCUUUUGGAUUAAUGGAUAGGAGAAGAUUGCAGGCCACUGAAAAUACAAACGACGAUGUAGUAUUCUCUUGUUCUUCCGGGAUUAGAAUCCGACGCAGUCCUCUAAAUAGCACUUCGCAAUCCGGUGGACUGUUUGCCAGCGUUGGACAAGUUGCAGGAGGAUUUGGUAUCACACCAAGUCCACAGAACUCCAUAAACCAAACCACAAAGCUUCUGAGCUCCACGUACAUGACAUACAUGCCCACGCCGGACUUCGGGCUGCGAAUUAGUAGGGUUGACGAGUUGGUGGAGGCAGAGUCACUGUUCGAGGUUGGAGAAGCAGAAGAGCUGCUGAAAGUCAACAAAAUCAAAGGUAAUGGUGGUGGUUUGAGGUUGAAAAUAAAGGUUGGGAAUGCAUCACUGAGGAGGCUGGUGAGUGGAGCGGUGGCGGGAGUGGUGUCGCGGAUGGCGGUUGCGCCGCUGGAGACGAUACGGACGCAUUUGAUGGUGGGGGGCAGUGGCCACUCCAGUGCUUCUCAUGUCUUUCAGUCUAUCAUGGAAACUGAUGGAUGGCAGGGCUUGUUCAGGGGUACUUUGGUCAAUGUCAUCAGGGUUGCUCCAAACAAGGCUAUUGAGUUAUUUGCUUAUGACACGGUGAAGAAGCACUUAACUCGACCCGAAGAAGACCUGAAAAUCCCUAUCCCGGCUUCAUCAAUCGCAGGCGCUGUUGCCGGAUUUAGCUCAACCUUGUGUACAUACCCUCUCGAGUUGUUAAAAACACGAUUAACAGUCCAGAAAGGAGCGUACAACAAUUUUUUCGACGCAGUUUCGAAAAUUGUCCAACAGGAGGGAGCUGCAGGGCUAUACAGAGGCCUCACCCCGAGUUUAAUCGGCGUAAUUCCAUACGCUGCCUCCAACUAUUUUGCUUACGAUGCGCUCUCAAGAGCUUACAAGAAAGCUUUCAAAAAGGAGGAAAUCGGAAACAUAGCAACUCUUUUGAUCGGAUCAGCAGCCGCUGCAAUUUCGAGCAGUGCAACUUUCCCGCUUGAGGUGGCUCGGAAGAGAAUGCAGGUUGGGGCUCUCGGUGGGAGGCAAUACAAGCACAUACUUGAUGCUCUUUCGAGCAUACUUGCCAGUGAAGGAAUCAGUGGCCUGUACAGAGGGUUGGGGCCGAGCUACAUGAAAUUGGUCCCUGCUGCUGGGAUUUCCUUCAUGUGCUACGAGGCUUGCAAGCGGAUACUGAAUGAGAACGAUGAAGAACUCUAAUACAACUAUACGCGCCCCAGAAGGACUCCAAAUUUCCAAUUUUGGAUCGUUGAUCGAAAAGUAGCAGAUGUUCAUAACAGCGUGUUUCGAUUUGAUCACAUACUUCAUGUUUUGGACAACAUCAUGAGCAUAGUAAGGUUAUCGGAGAGCUCAUAUUCCAUAAUACAGGCACACCCAUGAUUGGGUUUAACCUAUGACAUUUUAUCAAGCUGUAAAUUUUCCCUUAUUUUUGUUUUCA